Messenger RNA from Dreissena polymorpha, 2205 nucleotides. Its product is annotated as 2'-5'-oligoadenylate synthase 1-like. The record is from RefSeq and is a predicted model, not a curated record. Gene Ontology annotation, molecular function: double-stranded RNA binding; 2'-5'-oligoadenylate synthetase activity. Gene Ontology annotation, cellular component: nucleoplasm; cytosol; membrane. The transcript is spliced from 11 exons. Bases 302 to 1633 code for a protein of 443 amino acids. NCBI's taxonomy places the organism in Eukaryota, Metazoa, Mollusca, Bivalvia, Myida, Dreissenidae. Gene Ontology annotation, biological process: regulation of ribonuclease activity.
CGCGUGAUAGAUAAACGAAUGUGCAAAAAGGCUUUCGGUUUAAAUAUAUACUGCCGUUUUUCGAAAAUAGGUGGGCGGUUUUGACUAGCGUCACAUAAUUACCGACCGAUGGCAAUGGAAAACCCAACACAGUCGGAAAUCCAGUAUAUUGCGUAAUAAGCUUGUUCGAGCACAUUCUAUGAUUGUAUUUAAGCGAUACAAAAUAUAUCGAACCUUUCAGAAACAGGCGUUCUUCAAAUAUUUGGGUUUCUUUCAUUAUUGUAACUGACUUUCACAAGAGCUCAGACGUUAUCUUGAAACAAUGGCAAGACCAAAACCUCGACCUUGUCCACACGGGUGCAGCAAUCGUUUGUUCUGUAGCAACAAGGCUCGUCGUCGUCAUGUUCACAAACACCACGGCCCAGUUCCAGACUUCUGUAACGAGUGCAAGGAACCGUUCCUUUCAGAAACAGCGCUUCAACACCACAACAGAGACAAGCAUGAUAAUCCGCUUCCGCUGAUUCAGAGAAUAUCGACUCUCUCCUUGACUAACCCAGCUUUCGGCAUCAGCAGCACCUUUUCUACUGGUUUUGGUGGCGGAUUUUCUAACGGUUUUGGUGGCGGGUUGGCUCGCGGUUUUGCUGGUGCCAGUGCAUUGAGUGUUGGUUCAACGAGCUCUGGUCUUCGCACAGUAUCGUCAAUUCCUUGCGAUCUAUAUUGUCAGACGAACCUAGAUAACUAUAUAGAGACCACGAUACAACCCGACACUACAUUCCUUGUGAAUGAAAAUGCAGCAGUGGAUUCAUUAGUACAUAUGCUCCAACACAAUGUUCCCGAUGAAAUACGACCAGCGCGUGUAAUAAAGGGUGGAAGCCUGGGCAAGGGUACGGCAGUGAAAGGGAAGUCCGACAUUGACCUUACAAUGAUGAUGUCCUGGGAGAGAUAUCCUAAUGUGGCUGCUUUAAAGGCAAACAUGAAAAUGGUUCUGCCUACACUUGAGAACACACUGAGGCGUAUGCCGAAUAUCCGUGUUGACGGAUCAACAACACAUGCUGUUCAGGUGACAAUGACAGACUGCUCAGGGAAGGAGCACGCCAUCGACAUACUGCCUGCUGUGGAUCUCACCCAAUACGAAUCAAAUGAAACAAUCUUUCGGCGCAUGCUUGGACCCGACUCCUCGAUCAAGGCCUUCUAUUCUGCCAGUCUGGCCCCACUGCAAGUGGAUUUGGUCAGGGGUCUCCCAACCAAGGUCAAGUCACUGAUUCGACUAAUCAAGUUUUGGAACAAAGACAAGGUUAAGCCAAUUUUAGAAGAUCGCUGCCCCACCUCGUAUGUCUAUGAAAUUAUCAUCAUGGAUGCCUGGGUGAACGCGGGGCGCCCGCAUGCGUUCGAUAUGAAAAAAGCUGCACACGCUGUUCUGACCAAACUACGUAAUCACCGAUCCCUGGAAAUCUGCACUCCGGGCAUUUCCAAAUACCAGCGAUGUGACGCUGAUAUUAGACACAGCACGUACAUCAUGGAUCCAUGCAACCCGACAAAUGACAUCUACAACAACAGAUCGUUUGACUGGGCUGGCGUCGCGGAAGAGGCAAAGAAAUGGCUCGAUAAACAGGUGUUCGAUGGCGUAAAGAACUUCGCUGCAUCGUGGUAUUAGGUGCAAAGAGCCGGUCUUGAUUGUUUGAAAAACAAUCACGCAGUUUUGUUAUUAAUGUUUGCUUUUGCUUCAUAAAAAUGUCAUCUAUAUUUGUUAAAAUGAAGGGCCUUGAAUGGUCAAUGUCAGUUGUAUAUUGCUUGCAACAAUUUUCUGAUUUGUAACUGUAUUUAUAACACUUAUAUGUUUGUUCUUUUAUAAUGUACUUUUGUGUUAUCAUUUAAUUUUUUACUUCUGACAAUUGAAACAGUAUUCUAAUAUCAGUAAUAAUAGUAGCUUAAUAUCAAAAUGUAUUCAUCCGCACAUGUUACAAAAUACCUAUGUAUUUCAUAUAAUCAUUCAAUGUAUUUUCGAACAUUUUCCUAAAACGUCUUGUACUUACAUAUAUUCUUUUUGUGUUUUAUAAUAUCCGCGUACAUGCAGCAUGCAUAUCUUUUAACAUAACGUUAUGCAUAGUUCUAUAUAAUUGUCUAUUCUUGUAAGAUAAUGUUUUAUCGCUGUUCAUGUGCUUUUAUUUUUGUGUGUUUUGAUGACUAUGUUGUACGGUUAAAUACAACAGUAACACAAUUCAUAAA